CUCGGUGGUUGCCCCGCGGGAGGCUGGGCUGGCCCGCUCCGCUGCACCCCGGAGCUCUGCACUACGCCCCUAGAAUCGCAGCGCCAGCCCUCGCCCGUCUCGGCCGCCUGGUGCAUCCGGGCUCGCGCGGCGCCGCAGCCGGCCCUCCCCCCUCCCCGCGCAGAGCCGAGUCGCGCCGUCGCCCCCCGGCGGGUGGCCAAGCCCGGGCCCGCGCCCCUGCCCGGCCUGCGCUCGGGGCUGCGCGGCCCCGCGGACUGGAACCUUGUCCCCGCGCUCGGCCCGGCCCGGCCCGCCGGGGAGAUGAGCUUCUUCGGCUUCGGGCAGAGCGUGGAGGUGGAGAUCCUGCUGAACGAUGCGGAGAGCAGGAAGCGGGCCGAGCACAAGACGGAGGACGGCAAGAAGGAAAAAUAUUUCCUCUUCUACGACGGGGAAACGGUGUCCGGGAAGGUGAGCUUGGCGCUCAAGAACCCCAACAAGCGUCUGGAGCACCAGGGCAUCAAGGUCGAGUUCAUCGGGCAGAUCGAGCUCUACUAUGACCGCGGAAACCACCACGAGUUCGUGUCGCUGGUGAAGGACUUGGCCCGGCCCGGGGAGAUCACCCAGUCCCAGACCUUCGACUUUGAGUUCACCCAUGUGGAGAAGCCGUACGAGUCCUACACGGGCCAGAACGUGAAGCUGCGAUAUUUUCUUCGGGCCACCAUCAGCCGCCGCCUCAAUGACGUGGUCAAGGAGAUGGACAUUGUGGUGCACACGCUCAGCACGUACCCAGAGCUGAACUCCUCCAUAAAGAUGGAGGUGGGCAUUGAGGACUGCCUGCAUAUCGAGUUUGAGUACAAUAAGUCCAAGUACCAUUUGAAGGACGUCAUCGUGGGGAAGAUCUACUUCCUGCUGGUGAGGAUCAAAAUCAAGCACAUGGAAAUUGACAUUAUCAAGCGGGAGACCACGGGCACUGGCCCCAACGUGUACCAUGAGAACGACACCAUAGCCAAGUACGAGAUCAUGGACGGGGCGCCCGUGCGAGGUGAGUCCAUCCCCAUCCGGCUCUUCCUGGCGGGCUACGAGCUCACUCCCACCAUGCGGGACAUCAACAAGAAGUUCUCGGUGCGCUACUACCUCAACCUGGUGCUGAUCGACGAGGAGGAGCGGCGCUACUUCAAGCAGCAGGAAGUGGUGUUAUGGCGGAAGGGGGACAUCGUUCGGAAGAGCAUGUCCCACCAGGCGGCCAUUGCCUCCCAGCGCUUCGAGGGCACGAGCUCCCUGGGCGAGGUGCGGACCCCCGGGCAGCUGCCCGACACCAACAGCAGGCAGUAGGCCCCGCUGGGCCCAGCACCCCAUCGUCUGCCAAGCACCAGCGGCCGGGGCCAGGGGGCCGGUCACUUGAACCUGAAAACAAAUCAUGUCUUUGCUGUCAAUUCUUUUCUCUGGAGAGCGGAGGGGCCCUGGAGAGGGAGCAUCCCGGAAGCUGGUCUCUGAGAGGGUCUUCCCAGGGGGCUGCCUCCCUGCUCCUCAGGGAGCAGAACAGGCAUCCUAGGCCCCUGAGCUUCCCGCUGCAGGAUGGGCCGUGCUGGUCCCCGACACCUCGGUGGUCACCCCGUCUGCUGUCCCUGAGGCAGUGACCGACAGAGCUGGGCCUGCCCCGUCAACAGGCUACGGGAGAGUCGCGGUCAGGAAGCUACCUCCGGAGAGUCUCGAGCACAGUGCUCCGAGGCCUUCCAGCUCAUCCAGCCUUGGCCUCUGGCUCCUGAGUGACCUGGAGAGAUGUGGCCGUGCGAGGGCCCUGGGCUGACUGUCCCCGGCCCCAUGAGCACGUCCGGGCACUAGGUGAUCAGGGACAGUGUCACAUAACACACAGUCGUGGGAGUUUCACUCUAGCCGGCAGGUGAGACAAGGGAGCUGGUGGCGGGGCCGGGUACCCCUGGCUUCCCGGUGUCCGUCCUGCUCCCUCCCUGUUCUCCGCGGACUCCCUGGGAGCCAGGGCUUGAUUUUAGACUCUGGGCAGCGCCGCCAAGAUGAGGAGGGUAUUGGGGGCCCUGGGACACCGCAGGUCCCCAGAACACCUUGCUGAGCCCCGGCGUCUGCUAGGACACAGAGGUGGAAACCAGAGGUCCCCACACGUGCCUGUGGCCCAGCAUGGGCCCACUUGUCUGUGAAGGACCAGGAACCAUCUCUCAUUUGCGGGCCUCCCCUCCCACUGGCUGUCAGAUGGGCUACGUGAAGUAGUGGCAAAGGCCCAGCCCCAGGGCUUUGCCUCUCUCGGACCCCCAGUCCCCUUGGUGUGGAGCCGGUCCUCAUCUGCCAGCCCAGGGGUCCACAGUCAGCACGUGGACGCCUGGGAGGCAGGUUCUCUGUUCUUGGCCUUUUGUGCGCAUGAGCUGGGCUGAGGGUCCCACCCCCAGUCACAGGACUGCUAAGCAGAAGCAAGAGGCUGCCUGUCCCCCUCCCCCAGCUGACAACUUUCAUUCCCGUCUGACCCUGUGUCCCGUCACGAGCUGCACUGGGCCAAGCCUCCGGUUCUCCCCUCCCCGUUCCUGGUCUCUACUUCACACCUGGUGUGGAAGUGGGGAGCGCCAGGCCCCAGGCCAAGCAGCUGCCUGUUGACACGUUUCCUGAUGUGUUGUCUUCCCAAUGGCUGUAUUUAAAAAAAAGCAAAGGAACCGUUGUUUCACAUGUCUCUGAUUAAAGGAAGCUCGUGACUUGGA
Molecule: messenger RNA, 2699 nt
Organism: Sorex araneus (European shrew)
Lineage: Eukaryota; Metazoa; Chordata; Mammalia; Eulipotyphla; Soricidae
Gene: VPS26B
Product: VPS26 retromer complex component B
Exons: 6
Coding region: 301-1311 (336 amino acids)
Biological process (GO): retrograde transport, endosome to Golgi; intracellular protein transport
Cellular component (GO): endosome; retromer complex
Source: RefSeq, a predicted model, not a curated record